Sceloporus undulatus (fence lizard) is the source of this 6880-nucleotide messenger RNA. Its product is annotated as serine-rich adhesin for platelets-like. The coding region runs from base 65 to 6721 and encodes 2218 amino acids. The transcript is spliced from 8 exons. The record is from RefSeq and is a predicted model, not a curated record. NCBI's taxonomy places the organism in Eukaryota, Metazoa, Chordata, Lepidosauria, Squamata, Phrynosomatidae.
UCCUGCCAAAGGACUUCCAUCUGCUCUGUUACUCCGGUUUAAAACCAGUUCAACCUACUGGUGGAUGGGGACUCAGAAAGAAAUGUUUUGGACCUUCCUAGGUUUCUGGGCUUGCCUGCUGUGUGAGCCUGGGCUAACAGCAGCGAUUCCCGUGGAUCCCACAGAAGCAGAUGACUUCACAGAUACUGACUACCUCUCCUGGGGGACGAGCACUGACUAUUUUGACCCCACCGUGCCCACAACCACAGAGGAGACAUUCACGAUACAGAGCACAGUCCCAUUCAUAGCGGAUGGAGGAACGCCUGAAGAAAACCCAGGCGCUAGUAAGGAGGAAAACCCCUCUAGCCCUGCAGAAGAAGAAACACAGGAAUCUGUGUUGGCCUCCAAUGUUGAUUCUCCCACCAAGGCCCCCAACCAAGUAGAAAUCACACCACCAAGAGAAGAGAUGGAGGCAGCCACAGAGGUCCAGGUUAACGAAAAGGAAGGCUUGGCCAAAGGAAAUUCUUCAAACACUUCUUCAGAAAAGGGGACAAUUCAGACCACUCCUACUGCGUCAGAGCAAGCAGCUGCUUCACCUGUUUUGGGUUCUGCGGAAGUACCUUCCACUUUUUCAAAUGAACAGCCAGAAACUGGUGUGACAGAUUCUUCGCUUGCCCCUGCACCUACCGCCUGGGAGAAGACUGAUGACAUUGGUUUGAAUGAUGCACCUUCUUCAGGACAAGAGAAGACCUUGGACUCAACUACUGGAGAAACAAAUGCAGACAGUGAACAGAAACCUACUCUAGGGGAAGAUGCCACAGAUGAUGUCGCAGAACCAGAAGGUGAAACACCACAAAAUUUCCCAGAUGCCAGCAGCGAGACAGUGUCCAUCCCAGGUGCUCCUUCUAGUAACACUGAAGAUCUGCCUGUGGCAGAACCAGGUGUGACUCCUGCCAAUGAUGGACAUCUUGUUCCAUCAGCCUCAGGGGAUGACAUCGAAGGAGAAGAACCAACACCAGCAACUGGGUUGUCCCCUCCGGAUUUGCUACCACCCAGCAACACACCUUCUGAGUCCUCAGAGUUGAGUGAACCUGCCACUGCUUCCAUUCAACCAUCUCCCAGUGGCAAGGACAGCUUGGGUGGCGAACCUGCCAUUGCAGAAGGAAGGGGUGACUCAGAUAGCUCUGUGUCAGACACAGUGCCUGACCAUGAUGCAGAGCCAACCAUCACACCUUCCUUGGAAGACCCAGACCUGAGCCCAGAAAGCUCAGCUGAUGGAAUCCCUGCAGAAUCAGAAGACUUUGUGGGUGCAGAAGUAUCUAAUACCCCUCCAGCAGAUGAUACAACAAACUUUCUACCUGGCAUAGCCUCUUCCAGUGGGGCACCAUCAAGACCUUCAGAUCUGGGUUCUGAUGCAACAGUAGGUUCUCCACUUGGGCUUCCCAUGCCUCCGGUUUAUUCUUCUCUGUUGCCAGAAGAUGAUGAGAUACAAACAGUUUCUGUAACUAAAGAAGAAUCAGAGGAAGGCUCUGGAACUGCCAGCAGUAAUGAAACACCUUUCACGCUGGCAUCUCCAGAGCAAGAAAAGGAAACAGAGGUACCAGAGGGAGCCUUUUCAGCAACAGAGUCAUCAAAGGGAAAUGUUUCUGCAGACAUGGAAAGUGGAACAGCCUCCCCCUUGAAGCCUGGGGAAAAACUGGCAGAAAAUGGACAACCUGGUGCUGCUAUCCAGAGCGAAAUGAUUCAUUCAUCUUCAGAGAGGACACCUCUCAAUUCUGCUGGAGAAGCAGGAGGGGAACCAGAAGGCUUGUUUGACAUGGAUGAAACUUCUCCUUCUUCUUUGGAGAAUGAAACAGAAGCUAAGGAUCAAGGAAUGGCUGGAGAAACAGCCUUCCCCCCAUCUCAGAGCGGCACAUCUACUGAAAGGCAAGAAGGAGACUCUCUCAGUUCAGCACCUGGUUCUCUUUCUGAAGGCAACAUGAUGGUUCCAGAACUAGGUGUUGCUUCUGGAUCAGUCACAAGUGAGGAAGGGGAGAGCAGAACAGAUUUCCCACCAUCUGACACUGAGCUGGCCCCAGCUGAUGGGACACAGCUGCCCAUAAGAGGCUCAGAGCUCUUGAUGAAUGGAGAAUCUUCAAGUCCAUCACCUUUAGAGAUGACUGUGGUUCCAGAGUCUGAUACAGCAGAAGCGCCAUCAAAUAGCUUACCUGGGUCUCUGGGUUCUUCCCAAUCAGAUGAUAACAUGCAAGCAGACGAAGAAGCCACUGAAGGGUCUAAGGAACCAGAAGACACCAAUGCCAAUGCCAUGCCCACCACAGACACUGGAUCAGCUACUGAGGGAGCAAAGUUUCCUGGCAGCAAUGAAGAAGACUUGCCCUCUGGAGGUGAGAUUGCUGGGGCUGCUUCAGAGUCAGAAAUUAAUAAUGGAACUAUUUCAGAGAAUAACAACAACCUUGAUGAAAUCAAUACUCUGCCUUCAGAGCCAGGAACAGAUGCAGAAGAGGGAAUGGUGGUUAAUACAGGAAGCGUUGCAGAGAUAACGGAUGAUGGUUCUGGAGACUUUUCUCCUUUUCCUGCAGGCAGUGGGACCUCAACAAAAGCUGGAGAACUAUCAGAGGAAAGAUCUUCUUCUACACUUCUUGAUGCUACAUCUUCUGAGACUUUCACUUCAGAGGCUGAAGAAGGAAAAGACUUCACAAGUCCACCUUUUGGAGACUUUAGUUCUUCUCCUUCAGGAACUGAAGCUCCAGGAGGCACCAAGGAUGGAGAUGGCAGCACAGGACUGCUUACAAAUGAAGAAUCUAUGACAACUAGUGGUGAGAUCCAGACUGGUACUGACAUCUCAGAUGCAGAACCCGGAUCAUCUGAAGGAGCAAAGCUGCCUCUGGGACAAUCAGGAAGCUUGCCUGGUGGAGAAAUUUCAGGACAGCCUCUUUUGGAGGAGGGAGAGACAUCUAUAACUGCCACAUCCUCAGGAGAAGAAUUUCCUUCUACUUCAGCUUCUUCUGCAACAGAUGGAGAGACAUCUGCAAUAAGUGUGUCUGCAGAAGACUCUCCUUCUGGUUCUGGCAAAAAUUCCUCUCCUUUUCUUGUUUCAAAGUCAUCAGGAGUUCAACCCAGUGGGCCCUCUGAAACUCCAGAUUCCUACCAACCAUCUUCAGAUGAUGCACUGAAAUCAGAGUCUGCAAUUGAGUCUUCAGCAGGGUCUGAAAGAGAGAGCCAAGAGCUGGGAGAUACUUCCAGUGUGGCUGAAAAGGGGGCAUCUUUGGAUCCAUCAGGUAUAGAGUCACUAGCAGUUUCGCCCUCCACUGAAAGACUGGGAAGUGUUGGCUCAAGUUUGGAAGAUGGUGAAGAACCUCAACUAUCUCCAGAUGAUACAGCUUCUGAUGGGGCAGAACAAUCAGAAGGGGAGGGGAAAAUGUCUAUGGCUCCAUCAGCCACUAUGUCACAACCAGCCUCUGAUGGAGUAGAAGCAAAUGGUUUAGAAGUGGCAGGGAAUGAGGGAUCUCAAUUGUCUCCAGAUAGCACACCGAAAAUGGGAUCUGAGUCAAUUUCUGGGGCAGAAAAAGAGCCUGAAGAUAUUUCUGUUGUAAGUGGAAUGAAAUCAUCUUCUGCUGAAGGAGUGGAAACUUCCUUCUCAGGAGCAGCAAUGGGAUCUCAGCCAUUCACAGAUGGUUCCACCAAGGUUGGCACUGUGGCAGAUCUUGGAGCUUUUGAUGAGAUGGAAAAAUGGGAAGGCUCUUCCCCUGUAAAUGAGGAGAAAACACCACCAGGCUCAUCCUCCACAGAGUCACUUGGAACAUCUGAAUAUGAAGAUGUUUCUGGGGGACUUGGGAAAGAAAGGCCUUUCCUCUCUGCUGAAGGAAUAGAAGCUGCUACCUCAGAAUCAGAAGCUAGCAAAGGAUCUCAGCCAUCUCUUAAUGGUGCAACAGCGGGGGCUGGAGAUUCUGAUGGAAUAAAAAUACCAGAAGGCUCCUUCAGCAUGAGUGGGGAGGAAGCAUCUUUGGCUCCAUUAGCUAUAGAAUCACACUCAGCUGCUCCGUCUGCAGAAGGAGUGGAAACUGCCAGUGCAGGGUCGGCAAAUGAGGGAGGAUCUCAACCAUCUCUAGAUGGUGGAGAGGCAGAUCAUCCUGGCAUGUCUUCCAGUGUGAGUGCAGAAGGGGCAUCUUCGGCUCCAUCAGCCACAGAGGCACAACCAGGAUUUUCCUUCUCUGGUGGAUUCAACAAUGAUGGCUUAUCAACAUCUGGCUCACCAACAUCACCUGGAGAAGGAUCUCAGAUGCCUCCAGAUUAUGCAUCUGGAGCAGGAUCUGAAGCAGGAGAAGAGUCGGGAAAUGUUUCAGAUAUGAGUGGGAAGAAAUCAUCAUUGACUCUUUCCAAUGAAGGAGAGGAAAUGUCUGUUUCAGGACUAGGAAGUGAUGUUGGAUCUCAGCCAUCUCCAGAUGAUGCUGAAGCAGCAGCAGCAGGACCAAGAGUUUCUGAGGAAGCAAAACAAGGAGGAAGCUCUUCUGCUGCAGUGGAGGAAGAAGCACCUUUAGGUACAUCUGCCAUAGGGUCAAAGUCACCUGGAGCAUUUCCAGGUGAAGGGCCAGCCAAUAAUGCGGCUUCUCAGACAUAUGGUGCAGCUUCAGCAGGAGCUGUAGCUUCUGAGAAGGAGGAAGAAUCUGAAGAUAGUUCCACCACAAAUGGGAAGAAACUACCUUUGUCUUCAUCAGACACAGAAUCAAAGUCACCUGGGACAUCUGCUAGUGAAGAGAUCUCUCGAGGACUUGGUGAGGAAGAAUCUUCCCUUCCCUCUGCUGGCUUGGAUUCAACAGGUACCCAAACCACUUCUUCCUCUGAGACAGGCCUAAGUCCAGAAAAUAUAGCGGAGCAGCUGGGAGAAAAAUCUGGGCCAAUGAACACUGGAGAACCUUCCACUCAGUCCUCUCCUGCUGACGAUGGGUCAGUGGUGGCAGUAAUCAAUAAAGGUUCAGGAGAAACCUUGCUUUCUGGUUCCAUCUCUCCUGAUGGGACUGUUAACCUCCAAGGAACACCAGGCCAGGCCUCUGGCAUUACAGAUUCAUCUCUGCCGCCCUCAGAGUUUGGGGGUGUGGGUGGCAACUUUGCAAGCCCAGGAAGUGCAGAAAAUUCUGUGUUGACCAUGAGUGGGCAACCUGCUCUUUCUUACAGUAAUACCCUGGGUGAUGCAGGUUCUACAUCUCCCAUGGCAAAAGAAGAUGCAGAGGAUCUUGCUGGGAUCUUGGGAAGUGGCACAGUGACCUCCAAUAGCAUUGGAGCUUCUCUUCAGUCAUCUGGAUCUGGAGGCACAAAGGUGGCCAUAGAUCAACAAUCAGGACUGCCAUUGUCUCCUUCAACCUCCUCCUCCUCCAGUGAAAAUCAGCCAUUUGGAUUCUACGAAUCAGGUAUUGAAAGCCCAGGAAAUGCACCUGGGGAAGCAUCUUCUCAGAGUCAAGCAGUGGAAGCCAAAGAAACAGGCAAAGUGGACUCUUUCCCCAGUGGAGCCUCACCCAAUGGGCUUGCAAGCUCUCCCAAUGAAGCAUCUGUGGGGGACAUGAAAGGUUUAUCCCCCACAACUUCAGAAGGGAGAGGGGAUACUGACAGCUCUGUUUUGACAGCCGACAAGGGGACAUCCACACUAUCUGGUGAAGCUCAUCCCUCUCUCUCUGGCACCUCAUUGUGUCCAGCAACAACACCACAAUUGCCUGCUGUGGAAUCAGGGUCUGAGGUCAAUGCAGGAGUAUCUCCUCAGUCUUCCAAGGCUGAAGUCACUGAAAAUGUUGGACACACACUUUCUGGAAAGCCAUCCGCCUCUGUCCUUGUAUCUUCCAGCAGCACUGCUUCAGGUUCUGAGGCCACAAAGUCAGGAUCUAUGACCAGCACCAGCAUCUCAUCACUGCCUGAUUCCUCUGUUCAGAGUGAGGCAGGCGCAACAGUCGGCAAAGACACAUCUGGUGGUGCCAAAGCAUCUUCCACAUCUGGUAAACCAGAUGCCUCGCUUGCAGCCUCAGGAGUUGGCCUAGAGGCGGUGAAACCCUCACAGACUGCCAGCAAAACAUCUGAUGAGGAGGAAGACGUCAAGAUAUCAGACAAGAAAGAAGAUAGCAAAAAGUCAGAAAAGAAAGAAGACAGCAAAAAAUCAGGCAAGAAAGAUGAUAGCAAAAAAUCAGACAAGAAAGAAGACAGCGACAAAGAAGACAGCAAGAAGGAGUCCAAGACUCCAAGCACUAUACCACCAUGCUGUGUGCACGGGCUCUGGAUCUAUAAACUGGACAGCCGUGUUCGCCUGAACUAUAGGCAGAGAUGCCUGGACUGGCUGAGCAAUGAAAGACAGCCGGCUGUUUGGAACAAGGACCUGCCAUCCUGCCCUUGCUCUCUGCAACAGGGACUGUCGGAUUAUCGCUUCAUCCGCAGCAGAAGAGGUUUGCUGGACUCCAGCUUCACUAUGCUAUAUACCUCUCUCCCAAACAAGUAUGGCGCUGGGGUCCGGUGUCUCUACAAGAACCCCAAAGGCCAGCUUGUGGACGGUCAUCAGGAAAGAAUCUGGAAAGGCUCUAGGAGAAACUUUCCCUUCAAUGAUGAAGAGUUGAAACUCUACAAUUGGUGUUGCUACCAAGCUGGAAAACAACAGUUCUGCGAUAAGUACCACCAGAAGAGACCCAAGAUUGGCUGUGAUGGAUACAGCCUUCCAGUCCGGGCAACAUCAUCGGAAGAGAAGCUGAAUAGCAACGAAAGAGACUGAGAGAUAUCUGCUCCUUCUCCAGGUCUCAUUUUUAACAGAACAGCCUUGGUGAGCCUCGUUCCUAAGAAACCUUUUUGCUCCUCUGUUUUAUGUAGGGGCUGAACUAGAAAGUUAUUGUCUUCCAGGCUGGAAUAAUUGAGUUUGCUGAAUAAAAUAUCU